This is a messenger RNA of Panicum hallii, 1553 nucleotides long. RefSeq lists its product as uncharacterized. The transcript has 3 exons. The record is from RefSeq and is a predicted model, not a curated record. The coding region runs from base 136 to 1341 and encodes 401 amino acids. Lineage: Eukaryota; Viridiplantae; Streptophyta; Magnoliopsida; Poales; Poaceae.
UCCGGCUCCCACGCAAGCUCCCCCGCGCUCCCACUCCUCCGUCCCACGCCGCGCCCGCUCCAUCUCGCGCCCCUCCCCGCCCACAAACACUCCCCCCAAACCCUUUGCCCCCGCGCGCGCUCCCGGUCAGCCCCCAUGGGCAAUUGCUCCCCGUCCCCGCGCCGCCGCCGACCGACGGAGCCGGGCUCCCCGCCGCUCGACGGCACCGUCUCCGCGCCCACGGUGACGGUCAACUCCAUCUCCGUCUCCCCCUACGCGCUCGCCAGAUCCCCCUCCGUCUCCGCCGCCGCGGUCGACGCCGAGGACGGGGGCGUCGUGCGCGUCUACGGCUCCGACGGCUGCCCCGUCGCGUGGCGCCUCCGCGUCUCGCUCCUCUACAAGGCGGCGGCGCCCCUCCACUUCACGCCCUCCGAGGCGGCCCCGCUCGGCCGCCCCGUGCUCCGCCUCUCCGCCGCCGACCCGGAGGUCUGCGGCACCGCCGACGAGCUGCUGCGCCAGGUGGACGCGCGCUUCGAGGGCAAGCCGCGCGUCGCGCCGCCGGAGAGGCCCCGCGCGGCGUCGCCCGCGGCCGCGGCCGCGGCGGAGGUCGCCGAGCUGGUGCGGCUGCAGCACCGCAGCGCAGAACGGCACCUCGAGGGCGUGGCGGCGAAGGUGGCGGAGAUGGUGAAGAAGGGGAAGAAGUCCGGGAAGGGGAGGAGCGUCGUGGAGGCCGCUGAGGUCAGGAGGCUCGGCAAGUGGUACGGCGACGCGAUGGAGGUGAUGCUGGAGCACGCCAGGAUGGAGGAGACGCUCAUCUUUCCUGAUAUACAGAGGGCAUCCUUUCCAGGGGUAUGUGAUAAAGUUAAUGAGCAGCACGGCAGGCACCUGCCAAUGAUGAAUGGAAUCAAGGAGGAUAUAAAAACACUACUGACAUUGGAAUUAGGCAGCUCCCUAUUCCAUGAAGUGCUGGUCAACCUUUCGGUUCGCCUCAAAGCGUUGCAGGAUCACACAAAAGAACACUUCAAGGAAGAAGAGAGUGACAUGCUCCCACGGUUAGAAGGAGUACGGCGGAUGCAGCGGGAGGAGGGGAAGGUUUCUGACAAGUCUAAUUCUGCAUGGGCUUCAGAGGCGUUAGCUACAAUGGAGGUGACACACUCGAAGCUCUUCCCCUUCUUCAUGACCGGUCUCCUUCCUCAGGAGGCUGUGCAAUACUUAGACAUCAUAUGCCGAUGCACGAAGAACACGCGGCAUCUGGUCUCCAUGCUCAGAUCCCUUGCAGAGCGUCUGGAAGACGCGAACCCGUCAAUUAUACACAACAACCCCACUAAACUGUACGAGCAUCUCCUUGUAAAAUCCCCAUAAGCCUCAAACCUCCUCUGUGCAGCGACUCGGAAUGUUCCACUUAAGUUGUGAAUGCUAACCUCUUCUUUUCUUGUCUGGAGUGCAGCUAAUGUAUUUCGGGUAUUUGAACGAUUGUGAAAGCGUGUAUAGCUUGUUGUGUUAUCCCCAGCGUGUGUAAACUACACGGCAAAAAGAAGGAAGUGAUGGAAAUGGGCAUGAUUGUUUCUGAUCUA